Molecule: messenger RNA, 3810 nt
Organism: Durio zibethinus
Lineage: Eukaryota; Viridiplantae; Streptophyta; Magnoliopsida; Malvales; Malvaceae
Product: putative RNA polymerase II subunit B1 CTD phosphatase RPAP2 homolog
Cellular component (GO): cytoplasm; nucleus
Molecular function (GO): RNA polymerase II CTD heptapeptide repeat phosphatase activity; RNA polymerase core enzyme binding
Source: RefSeq, a predicted model, not a curated record
CCCAGAACCAGUUAUUUCCAAAUUCCUACCUCGCUUCUUUCGAAAACCGACUGCUGCACUGGCAACCCUCUAAAACCUCUUUCCGGUAUACAUCAAGAAUCUAGCAAGUAAAAAAAAAAAAAAAAAAAAGAAACUCAAAAUUCCCCAAAAACGUUCAUCAUUAAUGGCGAAAGAUCAAUCACUCUCCGUUUCCGAAGCCGUACACAAGAUUCAACUCCAUCUGCUCGACGGAAUCCAAGACGAGAAACAACUAUUAGCCUCCGUUUCCUUAAUUUCUCGAAGCGAUUACGAGGAUGUCGUAACCGAGAGAUCGAUUUCCAACAUUUGCGGUUACCCUUUGUGCCGAAACCCCCUACCAUCGGAACCACUUCGAAAAGGCCGUUAUCGAAUCUCUUUAAAAGAACACAGAGUUUACGAUUUACUGGAAACUAACAUGUUUUGCUCCGCUGAUUGCCUAAUUAAUAGCCGAGCUUUCGCUUCGAUUUUGCAAGAAGAGAGGUGUUCGGUUUUGAAUCAUGCGAAACUUAAUGAGGUUUCGAGUUUGUUUGUAGACUUGAAUUUCGACGAUGAGGGUUUGGGGAAGAAUGGAGAUUUAGGGUUUUCGAAUUUAAGGAUUAAAGAGAAUGAGGAAAUAAAAACCGAAGAAGUUUCGUUGGUGGGUCCUUCCAAUGCUAUUGAGGGCUAUGUUCCACAACGAGAAUUGAUUUCUACGCCUUCACCUUCAAAAAAUAGCAAAAAUGAAGUGUUUGAUUCUAGUAGUUCCAAGCUGGGUAAUAGCAAAGGAUAUUUUUUUGUUAAUAAUGAGAUGGACUUUAGUAGUGCUAUAAUUAUGAACAAUGAAUAUACCAUUUCGAAGAAUCCGGGUAGUUUUAGACAGAGUCAAACAACGGAGUCGAGUAGUAUUAAUGACACGGACUUUACUAGUGAAAUAAUCAUGAAUGAUGAGUAUACUAUUUCGAAGAUGCCCUCAGAGUCGAGACAGAGUUGUUCUGGUUUGAAAUUGAAAGAAGUGGAAGGAAAAGGAAUUUGUAAAGACUUUGAGGAAAAAUGUGUGAUAUCAGGAUCCUCAUCUGCUUUGAGGGAAAAAGAUUCUUGCAUUGUAGAAUUGCCUUCAACUAAAAAUGUCUAUCAGAAUGGUUUGGACACAUGUAGUGCUGAAACAGAGAAGGAAAUCCAUGCUGCCAAGGCAGCGACAUCAAGUGAGACUGUGCUUAGAUCCUCUCUUAAAUCUGCAGGAGCAAAGAAACUUAAUCACUCUGUUACUUGGGCUGAUAGUAAGGAAGUUUACAAUGCUCGUAACGGCAAUCUUUGUGAAGUUAAAGAAAUGGAUACGCUGAAAGGAGAUUCUGAAAUAUGUGGCAGGGCAGAAGAUGGUAGUGAUGAUAAUAUGUUCCGAUUUGUAUCAGCAGAAGCUUGUGCUAUGGCAUUGAGCAAGGCACCAGAAGCCGUGGCAUAUAGAGAUUCUGAUGCCAGUGAUGCUGUUUCUGAAGCUGGGCUUGUCAUAUUGCCGUGUCCAAGUGAGGUGGACAAGGAGGAGCCUGUGAAGGAUGUUGAUAUGGUUGAACCAGAACCAGAAGCAGCCGCUGUAAACUGGCCAACAAAACCUGAGAUUCCACGUUCUGAUAUGUUUGACCAAGAGGACUCAUGGUUUGAUGCUCCAACAGAGGUUUUCAGUUUGACUGGGCGCCUGCUAGAUUCAAUGUCUUUUAUAGAAGCACUUCCAGGAUUCAGAAUGAAACAGUGGCAAGUAAUUGUUCUUCUGUUUAUUGAUGCUCUUUCUGUAUCCAGAAUACCUGCCCUCACUCCCCACAUGACGAAUGGCAGGAUGCUUCCUCACAAGGUCCUGGAUGGUGCCCAGAUAAGUAUGGAAGAAUACGAGGUUAUGAAGGAUCUCAUAAUACCACUUGGCCGAGCACCUCAUUUCUCGGCACAAAGUGGUGCUUGACGUUAGAUCUAAGUCAUUCCUCCAUCUCUUGCAGAUGGUAUUUGGAUAAUGUACGUAAGUCCCUUAUUUUUUAUCAAAAAUAUACCAAGGUGUACUGUUGACUUCCCAAAAUAUAAUUAGUUUGUUUUUGCCAGUGUGAUGGGAUCUGGUAUAGAGAUAUGCUAGUUGAAGGAUUGAAUUAUCUAGUAUUUUAUUUUUAAUUGUCUGCGUUUAAUUGUAAUUUUUACAUAUAUUUAGGCUAUUUUAGAUGAUUUAGAUUAUUUUAUAUUAGUAUAUUACUUAUUGUCCAAGUAGUAAGGCUUAAAGGUUAUAUACUUAUAUUUGGUAUACCUUUUUACUGGGGCUUAAGGUUUAGUUAUAAAUAUUCAUGUUAUUUUCAGUUUCUAGGAGGCUUGGAUUAUAGAUAUUAAGAUAUUGGUAUUUUGAUUUCAGAGAUUGAUAUUUUAGAUAUCUGAGUAUUUGGUUACUUACAUGUGAGGAUUUGGUUGAGAAUUCAGAUUAAUCCUUGACUAUUUUGGUUUGAGUUCACUUGUUCUUCAUCACUGUUGCUUUGAACUUGAUUUGAUUUUCUUCCCCACCCCACUACCACCAGCAUCACCAUAAAUAUAAUUUCAUAUGAGUAUGAUACAAAAUCUAGGAACUGAUUUCACACAAGCACAUUGUAUAGGAAUUGAGCUGAUUUAAUGUAUCUGCAGUGGCUUGGUUUCACGGGUUCUCCCGACUACUUGUGUUUUCUCCACCUAACCUUGUACUUUAUACUAUGACUGUUUUAUUGACAUUAAUGCUUAUAAUUUUUCAGCUGCAUAGGAGUAUUGUAUGUUAAUUAAGCUUAUUUGUAUAUGUUGGAGGUUGAAUCUUGGUUGCCUUGUUUCUUUUAAUAAACCAUUAGAGCCACGUGCUGUUGCAUAAUAGCACAAGUAAUUCUGAUUUCACUGUUCCUUCUUUUUCUGGUUUUGCUACCAUGCGAACAAAUUCAGCUGUAGUUUCAAGCUUAAACGAGAACUUUUACUGGGGUUUAGUUGGAUUCAAGUUUCGUUCAGGCUGCUGCUUGUUGAAACUUAAUCUAGUUUCGAUGCUAGUAAAGCAAAGAAAAACUAAUCAUUACGGGAAAAUUUGUUUCAAUAGAAUGCUAAUGCCACUUGCAAAUGUAGGUACAAUUCAACAGUUAUGGAAAUUUCACAUAAUAAACUUGAAAGAAGUAAUAAGCAAUGAAAACUGGAUUCUGAUACAGUUUGAAGCAUCUAAUUUUGAAAGUAAAUUGACAAUAAAUAAAAAGAUUCAGAUUCAAUUUGAAUAUGAGAUCACUUUUAACAAGACUUGUUAGGCGGAAACGGCACAAUGGAAUAUAAUUUGAAUUUCAUUUAGAUGUAAAGGAGACAUGUGGUCAAUGAAGAUGAAUAAAAGAUGUAAGUAUAUUUGGCAAAUAGUAGCAUGUAAAGGUUACAGUUAGUGAGCCUCACCUCAUCUAUUAUUACACUUGGCUCACCGGUCUGCGACGUUUCUGUUUCUUCAUGUACCAAAGCGCAUCAAACUAGUUUUCCUGUGGUUUUAAUUUACUCUUAUAACGGCUACAAAUAUGGCAGAGUUUCAAAGUUUUAAAACUAGUUAAACUAAGGGUCCUCAGCUAAAACCGCUUUAUCACUAAUCGAUGGCUCACAACAGCAAUGAAGUUGCAAAUUAAAUCCUCUUUGUAAUCGUGUGGUCUAUUCAUGGAUAACGAUUCCAUUUCAUAUAUAUGUAUAUGUAUAUACUUGUUCAUUAAAGAUAACAAAUCUUACAAUCAUUGUUCUUUGGUUCUUUUCUUUUCUUUGGUAACUUUUGUCAUUUCACAUGCUGUUUAUGGUUAAGUAUAACGGAUAAUAGGC